AAAAUCAUAGUCAUUGUUUGCAUGCCAAAGACAAAGUCGAUGUAUUGAGGAGAUCAAAUUUGCUUCAAUGAAUGAAGUUCUAAAGAAUAGUAGUUUGCAUGGGAGAGAUGGGGCAUUGGCACAACAGAAGAAAGAGCCACAUGUGUUGCCAGGGCGAAGAGGAUCGAUACCCACUCAAGUCCAGGGUGACUAUGGAUGUGGGAACAAUGAUGAAGAGAAUAAUCAUUUAAUUGAAACCAGUAUUGCUGGACGUCGAAGAAGCAAGCGCCUUAGAGAAAGGAAAACUGAUGGUGCAUGAUGGCAGCACGGGUUGAAGAAUUCCAAUUUUAAAAGCUAAUAUUUGUUAUGUACACCCCUAUACCUUAAUGCAGUUAUUUUGUUUCUGUAAUUGGUUUUGGUAAAAGGAACUCACCAGGUAAGAAAAUACGCAUAAAGCGAAUUGUAGUGAUCGUACUUUGUGAAAAUGUUCAUUACAGUUCCUCUACUAAAGAAAUGUUAAAUGUCAUC
Messenger RNA from Rubroshorea leprosula, 507 nucleotides. Lineage: Eukaryota; Viridiplantae; Streptophyta; Magnoliopsida; Malvales; Dipterocarpaceae. The record is from the annotation of a GenBank genome assembly.